Plutella xylostella (diamondback moth) is the source of this 2543-nucleotide messenger RNA. It is a transcript of the gene Dok, whose product is annotated as docking protein homolog. The record is from RefSeq and is a predicted model, not a curated record. Lineage: Eukaryota; Metazoa; Arthropoda; Insecta; Lepidoptera; Plutellidae. Gene Ontology annotation, biological process: positive regulation of MAPK cascade; cell surface receptor protein tyrosine kinase signaling pathway; Ras protein signal transduction. Gene Ontology annotation, cellular component: cytoplasm.
ACUAGUCAAACAAAUGGCUUCCGCCGCGAACAGACAGCGUCUGUCUGUCAUUCACUUCAAAAAAUACUUUGGAAUUUCCGUGUGUUUAUUUUAUAAAAUUCAUGUGUAUGUCUAAGUCUGCUAUGUUAUCGUGUGCCUUGAUGAGAAGAUAUUCCAAUUAAUGUAAUUAACAGAGUAUCAAUAAACAUGGAUCAAGACGACGCAGUGAAGUCCGGUCAUUUGUUGUUUCCACCAGCAGGUGGAAAUGUUUUCAGUAAAUUUCCUAAAAAGAAAAACUGGCAUCAGAAGUACUGCAUCCUUUACAAUGCAAGCAAUCAAGGAAUACAGAGACUUGAGAUUUACGACAACAAAGAAGAUGUGAACACUGCUGUCAUACCGAAAAUCAUCACGUUGGAGAACUGUAUCAAAAUAACACAUUCUAGUCCUAAUAUGAUAACUUUACUCACAAAAUCACAUACACAACAAAUUAGUACUCAAAGUGAACCCGAGACCUUAGAAUGGCUGACCGCACUGCAGGCUGUUGCUUUUAGAGCAGCAGACUCAAACCCUGUCAGCUGUCAUGAAGACAAUGACCUGUACUGCUCCUCAGGAGAAGGGGUAUUCUCUGUCAAAAUGUGCCCAUCUGAUGCUUCCACAAGAUGUGGCUUUGAACCAACCAGGUACCUUCUGCUAUUGACUGCUACAGCUAUUGAGCUCCGAGAUGUCAAUGACAAUAAACUAUAUGCAACAUGGCCAUACCGGUACAUCAGAAGAUAUGGCUACAGACAAGGAAAGUUCACAUUUGAAGCAGGUAGAAAAUGUGAUACAGGGGAAGGAAUCUUUCACCUGGAGCAUCCAAACCAAUCUGAGAUAUUCCAAUGUUUGUCAUUAAAAAUGAAAACCAUGAAGCAGAUGAUUGGUAAUGACAACCUGCAUAGCCCAGAGCACAGUGAGUUUAAUAUACAAGCUAGUUUGCUUCCGGGAUCACGAAGCCCAUUAGUUGCAGCCAAACCUGAUGAUCUUAACCUCAGCUCAAUGUCUUUUAAGUCAUCAUCAGUGUCCAGUCAACAAAGCAGCUGCACAGAAAGGGACACUGCUCCACUUAUGCAGAAACCAGCCUUGAAGCCAAAACCACUGAAACCUCCUCGAAAGAUAGUCAACAUUCCGAAAAACAUCAACAAAGUUCUACCAACUUCAUUUGAUGAAAGUAUUGACUGCAAUAAAUAUAAAGUGUUAGAUAAUUAUGAACCUAUAGAUCAAGUCAAGAGGGAUCCUAGUCCGCCAUCAGUGCCAUAUGACAAGGUGGAAGUCAGGAGUGAAGCUUGGAAGACAUAUGGAAUUGAUGACCCUGACCAUAUUGAGUUCACUCCUAAUUUAGGUGACAAUCCUAACUGUUUGAAGUUCAUUUCACGGUCUCAAGAUAACCUGAACAGCAGUGGACCUGAGUCUUCAAGAAUAAUUCUCCUUCCCAGUCCAGCAGUGGACCCUGAAGAUGAGAACUAUGACAGACUGCAGUACUUUGGGUCGACUAGCAAGCUUAGUAACAAGUCCUCUGGUUACAAGAAAAUUGAAGCUCGACCCACAACACUAGCUCUGAGUGAAUUGAAGAGUAAAGACACAUGGAAUGACUAUGAUGAAGUGGAGAAUGUGAUGCAGCCGGCCCGGCUUGCAGAUGACUCACACUUGGGCUACGGAGUGAUCAGAAAACCUAACACUCCUGGCCCCCAAGUGCCAACAGCUGCUCAAGCAGCAGUGCUACAAAACCAAGUGGGCCUUGAGGAUAUCAACCACAAGAAUUGCAAUGGCACCGACUAUGCUAUAGUCAGUCGCCCCAAAAGAGUAUAAAAUGAGCUAAGAUGUAAAGACUGAAAUAAGGUGUAAUGUCCUGUUAUUAAUUGGUACAUUCUUAAAAUGAGACUGUAAUCUUUGAAAUAUUGAAAUUAAGUACAUUCCUUUCAACUUGGAAGACUUUGAUGUAAAAUGCGCAAAUUAUAAUAUUAAUAUCCCAUCAACCAAGUAUCCAUUAUCAACUAAGUAUAAGAAUUUGUGGUAUUACAAUGUGAUUUUAAUGUGCCUUAUAAAUAUUAUGUUUAUAUUUUGUGAGAUAUUUUACUAAGGUGCUCAGAAGAUAUAUGCAUGUUUAAUACUUAACGUUUUUAGUAGGUAGUUUAAGGUUAUAUCUACUUGAAAUGUUUACUUACUGCCUAGUCUAUUGUAAGUUUUGCUACAAGUUGGUGUAUUUUUAUCCCAUGUGAUUAUUGUAAACUGUUUGUAUAAUUAAGUAAUAGGGAACUGAAGUUUUUAAUUACCUAAUAUCUUAAAAUGCUUGUGAUAAUCAGAUAACCAUGUACAUAAAAGUUACGAAGAUGUUACAUAAUGGUGCCAAUUUUAUACAAUACAUAUUUUAAGGUUUUAUAUUUAGUUCGUAUGAAAUCAAAUUUAACUGCAUACAACCAGAUAAUCAAGUAAGAUUGGCCGUGUAUAAGAUGAUUUAGAUUUGUAAUCUCAGUUAUGUUAUGAAUUGAUUAUUUUAAUUUCAUUAAAGCUUACACAUGUAAUCACUU